Oryza brachyantha (malo sina) is the source of this 633-nucleotide messenger RNA. RefSeq lists its product as uncharacterized. Gene Ontology annotation, molecular function: acyltransferase activity, transferring groups other than amino-acyl groups. The coding region runs from base 27 to 590 and encodes 187 amino acids. The transcript has a single exon. The record is from RefSeq and is a predicted model, not a curated record. NCBI's taxonomy places the organism in Eukaryota, Viridiplantae, Streptophyta, Magnoliopsida, Poales, Poaceae.
GAGACGAGGCCCGGCCGGCGCAGGAGAUGGAGGCGGAGGUUACACUGCGGGAGUUCACGGAGGCCGACGCGGAGGCGCUGUUCGCGUGGGCGUCCGACCCCCGCGUCGUCCGCUUCCAGCGCCGCGACGCCUACACGCGCGUCGACGAGGCCCGCCGCUACAUCGUCGACAGCGUCCUGCCGCACCCGUGGUACCGCGCCAUCUGCGUCGCCGGCGCAGACCGCCCCGUGGGGUCCAUAUCCGUGAAGCCCGCCGACGACGACCCCCGCGGCGGCCGCGGCAGCUGCAGGGCCUCCCUGGGGUACCGCGUGGCGCACGCGCACUGGGGGCGCGGCGUGGCGACGCGCGCGGUGAGGACGGCGGCGGAGGUGGCGUUCGCGGAGUGGCCGUGGCUGGAGCGGCUGGAGGCCGUGGCCGACGUGGGGAACCCGGCGUCGCAGCGCGUGCUGGAGAAGGCCGGGUUCGCCAGGGAGGGCGUGCUCCGCCGCUACGUCCUGCUCAAGGGGACGCCCAGGGACAUGGUCAUGUUCAGCCGCGUCCGCCACGAGAGGAAGCCCGCUGAGGCCCAUGGGCCGUCAGACGAUGUGUAAUAAUUAUAACGAUAGUAAGGAGUACUCAGCUAAGAAAAAAAAG